CUGAAACAGUUUUUCGUGAAGGAAAUGAAACGAAAUAGCAUGAAGGCAAAUUGUGGCGGCAGCAGAGUGAGCAGCACCAAGGCCAGGGACUUAAUGUGCCGAGUGGCUGCCGCGCCCGACUGGCGGGCUCUGUGCCCCCACGCACAGAAGGCCGCAGGCGUGAGGCCCCACUCUUCGCCCUGUCAAGUGCACUCGAGGAAUGGUUCGAGCGGCGUGUCCAGACCUUGUUCCUCGACCACCGCGGUUCCAAAUCCAGUACUGUCCUCCUUAGACGUUAAACGGAUUUUAUUUCAAAAAAUCACCGACAAAGGGGAUGAGCUGAGGAGAGCCUUUCAGCUGCUCGAUGCCGAUCACAGCAUGACUGUGUCCAAGAGUGAGCUCCGGAGGCUGGUCGCCACCUUCCUGCUGCCGCUCACGAGGGAACAGUUCCAGGGUGUGCUGGCCCAGAUCCCCCUCACCAGCUCUGGCGCCGUCCCGUACCUGGAGUUCCUGUCCAGAUUUGGUGGGCUUGACCUAAACACGAACGCUACAAAGAGGGGAAAUGGGAAUGAGAAGAACUGCUGUCGGACCUGGAGAGAACUCGAAACCCAAAUAGGAGAGAAGAUUUCCAAAAACAUCAAAAGCGUCCUCAAAGCCUUCAAGCUCAUCGACGUGAACAGGACUAACCUGGUUCAAGCCCACGAGCUGCGGACGGUCCUGGAGACCUUCUGCCUCAAGAUGAGAGACGACGAGUUCAAGAAGUUUGCAAAGCACUACAACAUUGAAAAGGACACCGCCGUGGAUUAUAAUGAGUUUUUGAAGACCCUCACUACAAACAAGGACCUGAACCUCAGGUACUACACAGGCAGCCAAGAGAUCUCACAGGAGAGUCAACAAGUCAAAAGUUCCAAAAUUGGGGAGUGCCUCCCCACUCACGUUUUAUCUGAAGAAGUCUGGAAAGAUUACUCCUUAGAUGACAUCGAGAGGACAUUUUGCCAGCAGCUUUCCAGGUGCUACGAUAAGGUGGAAAAGGCGCUGGGCGCGGGGGACCCCUCGCGGCGCGGCUGCGUGUCUCUGAACUACCUGAAGGUUGUCCUGGACACCUUCGUGUGCCGGCUGCCCAGAAGAGUUUUCAUCCAGCUAAUGAAAAGAAUGGGAUUUAGGACCACCAGCAGGGUCGACUGGAAGCAGUUUCUGGCGUCAUUUCACGUUCCCGAUGGGGACGCCAUCAACGGUAAAAUCCCCGUGGCCAAAGGAAAUAGCCCCUCCAGAAACCUCUCUGGCAAGGAGAGCGUCGUCGCCAGGCUCUUCAGGCAGGGAGAUCGCUGCACCUCGCUCAAGAAGCUGCUGCUGAUCAUCAGCGCGAAACCCACGGGCCAGCUCUCGGGGGAGGAGCUGCGGCACAUCCUCACCUGCUCGGGCAUGAACAUCAGCGACGCGGAAUUCAAGGCGCUGAUGCGGCAGCUGGACCCCGAGGACACCAGGCGGGUGGACGUCGGCGCGCUCAUCCAACUGCUCGAAGGGGACCCCAAGACGAGGAAGACGUCCCGCCCGGACACCGAGGGGCCGCUGCUCCUGGCCUGGGAUUCCGUGGAGGAGAUCGUCCGUGACUCGGUCACCAGGCGUCUGCAGGAUUUCCACCACACGCUGCGGUCCUAUGAUCUCGGCGACACGGGGCUCAUCGGCCGAAAUAACUUCCGGAGAGUCAUGCGCACCUUUUGCCCGUUCCUGACGCCUGACCACCUGGGGAAACUCUGCAGCAUGUCUCAGGACCCGGCCUCGGGCAGGGUCCUCUACAAGCAGCUCUUGGCCCGCAUGGGGGUCCCGGGCCCGGCCGCCACCUCUCCUGAGCUCCCGCAGCCGCAGCCAGGUCUUUCUGCAAGCACCGAGCCCGCCCAGGACGGCGCCCCCACCGAGGCCGUGGCCCAGCACCAGGCGCUGCGCAGGCUCGAGGGCUACUUCCGGCAGCAGGACCCCGCGUUCAGAAAGCGGUUCCUCGCCGUCAGCAGGGACCCCGGCGGCAGGAUCGGCGCCCAGGACUUCAGGAAGGUCCUGGCAGACGACGGGAUGGCCAUGGAUAAUGACCAGUACGCACUGCUGAUGAAAAAAUUAGGGUUUGGCCCGGAGGGGAUGAGUUACAAUGAUUUUACUGCGAGAUUCCAAGGGGCUAAAAUGAGUGGGCCGGAGGGGACUGCGCCCCGGACGCCCGAGAGCUUCUUUGUAACUGCCGAGGACUGCCAGAGGCUUUUCCCCCAGAAACUGAGAGAAUCCUUCAGGGGCCCUUCGGGCCUCUCCCUGGGCCCCCCAGACCAGAGUGAGCUGCCCGGGCGGCGGCUCCCCACUGAGAUGCAGGUGCUCGUGGGGGUGCGGACGACACAGGCUGCGAGCGCCGAGCUGACGGGUCCCGGGGCACCCAGCGAGCACCGGAGAGCAGGCUGCGGGGUCCUGGGAGCACUCUGGGGGCACCCGGGCGGCCUCGGGGCGCGGGAGGACAUCGCGGACUCUAAGAGAGCACAGGGGGCCCGCCGCGCGGCACCCCCAGCCCCUCUCGACGACGCCCCUGAAACGCAGCGCGCCCAGAGCCCCUGGUGUGUGGGCAGCAGGGCAGGAGGUUGCCGCUUGACCUCUGCAACGUCCACCCUGGAGUUCCGAGGUUCUGCCAAGUCCGGGGCCUCGACGCCGCCAAGUGAGGAAAAGCCGAGCUGCUGCGUCCCGCUGGGGGCCGAGCGCUCGUGGCUCACGGAGAACUGGGCCUUGGCCCGGGACGCAGCUUCUCCCCUCGGGGGUGGGGGGGCGGGAGCCUGGAACCUCCCCUCUGCUGGGGACCCACCGACACAUGCUCAGUCUAAGACUUUUUCUUUUUGUCUUUUAAGAUCAAAAAAGAAGGUCACGGAUUCAGAACUAGCUUGUGAACAGGCCCAUCAGUUUCUUCUUGCCAAAGCCAAGAACAGGUGGACAGACCUGUCUAAGAACUUCAUAGAGACCGACCACGAGGGCCACGGGAUCCUUCGACGGCGGGACAUAAGGAACGCGCUGUAUGGGUUCGACAUCCCCCUCACGCCGAGAGAGUUCGAGAAGCUCUGGACGAGCUAUGACACCGAGGGCAGAGGCUUCGUCACUUACCAAGAGUUCCUGGAGAAGCUGGGCAUCACCUACUCCGCGGACAUCCACCGGCCCCCCGGGGAGGGCCACUUCAACUUCAUGGGCCACUUCACGAAGCCCCAGCAGAUACAGGAAGAGAUGAAAGAGCUGCAGCAGACCACCGAGAGGGCGGCGCUGCUCAGGGACCAGCUGCAGGCGCAUUACGAGGACAUCAGCCAGGCGCUCCGGAGGCUGGACGGGGCGGCCAGCGGCUACACCUCCCUGUGCGGGCUGCGGAAGGUGCUGCAGGGGUGCGGCUGCGCAGUGAGGGAAGAGGAGCUGACCCACCUCCUCCGCAGUUGGGGAAUCCCUUGGCGUAACGAUUGCAUCAACUACCUUGACUUCUUACAAGCAGUGGAGAAUAGCAAGCCGACAAAACCUCAGCCAGACACAAAGGAAGAGCCGGCGCCAGUCGAUUUUUCGACACUGAGCCCAGAGGAAGUUCUGAAGAAUGUCCAGGAGGUGGUCGCCGCCUCUGAGCUGGCCCUGGCCGCGGCGUUUCUGGCCCUGGAUCCAGAGGACACUGGUUUUGUGAAGGCUUCCGAUUUUGGACAAGUUCUUAAGGAUUUCUGUUACAAGCUCACAGAUAACCAGUAUCAUCAUGUUCUGAGACGACUGAGACUUCACCUAAGCCCCUACAUACACUGGAAGUAUUUUCUCCAGAACCUCAGUGACUUCCUGGAAGAGGGUGCUGCCAAGUGGGCGGAGAAAAUGCCCAAAGGCCCCCCGCCCAGGCCGCCCAAGGACGCAGCGACCCUGGAGCUCCUGGUUCGGCUGCACAGGGCCGUGGCCGCCCACUACCGCACCAUCGCGCAGGAGCUGGACAGCUUCGACACCAUGAAGACCAACACCGUCUCCAGGGACGCGUUCCGGGCCGUCUGCACACGCCACGUCCAGGUCCUGACGGACGAGCAGUUUGACAGGCUCUGGGGCGAGAUGCCCGUGAACGCCAAGGGCCGGCUGAAGUGCCAGGACUUCCUGAGCAGGUUCAGCGCCGAGAAAGAGGCGUCUCCGCUGACCACGGGCGACUCAGCCCAGGCCCAGAGGGGGAGCAGCGUCCCCGAAAUCACGGAGGAAGACGGUUCUGUGGUGUCAUCGCCUGCUGGCAGCCAGAGAGCCGGGUCCAAGCCACGCAGCCCUCCCAGCGUGAGCCGCCAGCUGUGGGGCGCCCAGGGGUCGGGUCCCAGAGGCGCAGGCGGGGCUGCGGCACUGGGCACCCCCGGGAGAGCGCGUGGGUCGGAGUCCGCACCCCUCUCCCGCUACGGAGCCGGCGACCGUUCUGACAACGUGGCCCCGCAGAGCCGUGGCCCCGCGAACGGGCCUUUGAAGACCCCGUGGGAAGCAGGACGCCGCCACGCCAGACCCCAGCACCCGCCCCUAGGCACGCGGAAGCGGGCCACCGAGGAAGGGGUGGCAGACCGUGUCAUUCGCAAUCGCGUCAAAAAGCGCAGAGUGCCCGGAGUAAGCGGCCACGAGCAGGCGGAACACCCGCACGCCGCAGGCGAAGCCUGA
Molecule: messenger RNA, 4632 nt
Organism: Condylura cristata (star-nosed mole)
Lineage: Eukaryota; Metazoa; Chordata; Mammalia; Eulipotyphla; Talpidae
Gene: EFCAB6
Product: EF-hand calcium binding domain 6
Exons: 30
Coding region: 25-4632 (1535 amino acids)
Cellular component (GO): nucleoplasm
Molecular function (GO): calcium ion binding
Source: RefSeq, a predicted model, not a curated record